Nomascus leucogenys (northern white-cheeked gibbon) is the source of this 3406-nucleotide messenger RNA. It is a transcript of the gene IL17RA, whose product is annotated as interleukin 17 receptor A. The record is from RefSeq and is a predicted model, not a curated record. Gene Ontology annotation, molecular function: interleukin-17 receptor activity. NCBI's taxonomy places the organism in Eukaryota, Metazoa, Chordata, Mammalia, Primates, Hylobatidae.
CCGGGCUGGAAGCCGGAAGCGAGCUAAGUGGAGCCGACUCGAAGUCCACCGCGGAAAAAGAAAGCCUCAGAACGUUCGCUCGCUGCGUCCCCAGCCGGGGCCGAGCCCUCCGCGACGCCACCGGGGCCAUGGGGGCCGCACGCAGCCAGCCGCCCGCUGUCGCGGGGCCCCCGCUGGGGCUGCUCCUGCUGCUCCUGGGCGUGCUGGCCCCGGGUGGCGCCUCCCUGCGACUCCUGGACCACCGGGCGCUGGUCUGCUCCCAGCCGGGGCUAAACUGCACGGUCAAGAAUAGUACCUGCCUGGAUGACAGCUGGAUUCACCCUCGAAACCUGACCCCCUCCUCCCCAAAGGACCUGCAGAUCCAGCUGCACUUUGCCCACACCCAGCAAGGAGACCUGUUCCCCGUGGCUCACAUCGAAUGGACGCUGCAGACAGACGCCAGCAUCCUGUACCUCGAGGGUGCAGAGUUAUCUGUCCUGCAGCUGAACACCAAUGAACGUUUGUGCGUCAAGUUUCAGUUUCUGUCCAAACUGAGGCAUCACCACAGGAGGUGGCGUUUUACCUUCAGCCACUUUGUGGUCGACCCUGACCAGGAAUAUGAGGUGACUGUUCACCACCUGCCCAAGCCCAUCCCUGAUGGGGACCCAAACCACCAGUCCAAGAAUUUCCUCGUGCCUGACUGUGAGCACACCAGGAUGAAGGUAACCACGCCAUGCAUGAGCUCAGGCAGCCUGUGGGACCCCAACAUCACUGUGGAGACCCUGGAGGCCCACCAGCUGCGUGUGAGCUUCACCCUGUGGAACGAAUCUACCCAUUACCAGAUCCUGCUGACCAGUUUUCCGCACAUGGAGAACCACAGCUGCUUUCAGCACAUGUACCACAUACCUGCGCCCAGACCAGAGGAGUUCCACCAGCGAUCCAACGUCACACUCACUCUACGCAACCUUAAAGGGUGCUGCCGCCACCAAGUGCAGAUCCAGCCCUUCUUCAGCAGCUGCCUCAAUGACUGCCUCAGACACUCCGCGACUGUUUCCUGCCCAGAAAUGCCAGACACUCCAGAACCAAUUCCGGACUACAUGCCCCUGUGGGUGUACUGGUUCAUUACGGGCAUCUCCAUCCUGCUGGUGGGCUCCGUCAUCCUGCUCAUCGUCUGCAUGACCUGGAGGCUGGCCGGGCCUGGAAGUGAAAAAUACAGUGAAGACACCAAAUACACCGAUGGCCUGCCUGCGGCUGACCUGACCCCCCCACCGCUGAAGCCCAGGAAGGUCUGGAUCAUCUACUCAGCCGACCACCCCCUCUACGUGGACGUGGUCCUGAAAUUCGCCCAGUUCCUGCUCACCGCCUGCGGCACGGAAGUGGCCCUGGACCUGCUGGAAGAGCAGGCCAUCUCGGAGGUGGGAGUCAUGACCUGGGUGGGCCGUCAGAAGCAGGAGAUGGUGGAGAGCAACUCGAAGAUCAUCAUCCUGUGCUCCCGCGGCACGCGUGCCAAGUGGCAGGCGCUCCUGGGCCGGGGGGCACCUGUGCGGCUGCGCUGCGACCACCGGAAGCCCGUGGGGGACCUGUUCACCGCAGCCAUGAACAUGAUCCUCCCGGACUUCAAGAGGCCAGCCUGCUUCGGCACCUACGUAGUCUGCUACUUCAGCGAGGUCAGCUGUGACGGCGACGUCCCCGACCUGUUUGGCGCGGCGCCGCGGUACCCGCUCAUGGAUAGGUUCGAGGAGGUGUACUUCCGCAUCCAGGACCUGGAGAUGUUCCAGCCGGGCCGCAUGCACCGCGUGGGGGAGCUGUCGGGGGACAACUACCUGCGGAGCCCGGGCGGCAGGCAGCUCCGCGCCGCCCUGGACAGGUUCCGGGACUGGCAGGUCCGCUGCCCCGACUGGUUCGAACGUGAGAACCUCUACUUGGCCGAUGACCAGGAUGCCCCUUCCCUAGACGAAGAGGUGUUUGAGGAGCCACUGCUGCCUGCGGGAACCGGCAUCGUGAAGCGGGCGCCCCUGGUGCGCGAGCCUGGCUCCCAGGCCUGCCUGGCGAUAGACCUCCUGGUCAGGGAGGAAGGAGGAGCAGCAGUGGCAAAGCUGGAACCUCACCUGCAGCCCCGGGGUCAGCCAGCACCGCAGCCCCUCCACACCCUGGUGCUCGCCGCAGAGGAGGGGGCCCUGGUGGCCGCGGUGGAGCCUGGGCCCCUGGCUGACGGUGCCGCUAUCCGGCUGGCACUGGCGGGGGAGGGCGAGGCCUGCCCGCUGCUGGGCAGCCCGGGCGCUGGGCGAAAUAGCGUCCUUUUCCUCCCUGUGGACCCCGAGGACUCGCCCCUUGGCAGCACCCCCAUGGCGUCUCCUGACCUUCCAGAGGACGUGAGGGAGCACCUCGAAGGCUUGAUGCUCUCGCUCUUUCAGCAGAGUCUGAGCUGCCAGGCCCAGGGGGACUGCAGUAGACCCGCCAUGGUCCUCAAAGACCCACACACGCAGUACGAGGAGGAGCAGCGGCAGUCAGUGCAGUCUGACCAGGGCUACAUCUCCAGGAGCUCCCCGCAGCCCCCCGACGGACUCACAGAAAUGGAGGAAGAGGAAGAAGAGGAGCAGGACCCAGGGAAGCCGGCCCUGCCACUCUCUCCCGAGGACCUGGAGAGCCUGAGGAGUCUCCAGCGGCAGCUGCUUUUCCGCCAGCUGCAGAAGAACUCGGGCUGGGACACGGUGGGGUCGGAGUCAGAGAGGCCCAGUGCAUGAGGGCGGCUCCCCAGAGACCACCCAGAUCCCAGCCUUGAGAGAGGAGUGUGGGUGCACAAGUAUUCAUCUGUGUGUACAUGUCUGCAUGUGUAUAUGUUCGUGUGUGAAAUGUAGGCUUUAAAAUGUAAAUGUCUGGAUUUUAAACCAGGCAUCCCUCCUAACUUUUCUUUGUGCGGCCGUCUGGUUAUCUUCUAUCCCCAGCGGAAUCCACACAGCCCGCUCCCAGGAGCUAGUGGUAGAGCUUCUUUGAGGCACCAUCAAUCAUUCAUUCAGCAUUUAUUGUGCACCUACUAUGUGCCAGGCAUUUGGGAUACCAAGAUAAAUUGCAUGUGGCAUGGCCCCAGCCGUGAAGGAACUUAACCACUAGUGCCAAGGACACAUUAACAAACAGGAUGGGCUGGGCACGGUGGCUCACGCCUGUAAUCCCAGCACAUUGGGAGGCCGAGGCAGGUGGAUCACUGAGGUCAGGAGUUCGAGACCAGCCUGGGCAACAUGGUGAACCCCCAUCUCUACUAAAAAUACAAAAAUUAGAUGGGCGUGGUGACACAUGCCUGUAGUCCUAGCUACUUGGGAGGCUGAGGCAGGAGAAUUGCUUGAACCAGGGAGGCAGAGGUUGCAGUGAGCCGAGAUUGUGCCAUUGCACUGCAGCCUGGAUGACAGAGCGAGACUCCAUCUCAAAAAAA